AUGAUAUGGUCGGCCACGUUCAUUCUGGCAUUCAUCCGACUUUGGCACAAAAGUCAUCGUGAUUUGACAGAGGAACGAAACAAAUGGGAAGAACAACAACGUGUUCCGUCGAAUCGUGUUCGGGAGAGACGAAUCAUCAGAAGACGUCGAAGGAGAAGAAGAAGAACGUCUUCAACGACAGAGUCAUCAACGGCUGUAACCCCUUCUGAUAGUAGAGAAAGUACCGGAAGUGAUGGAGAUAUUUCACGUGAUGUGUUGCAUCCGGAAACUCAGAAAUUGCUUAAAAACGCUUGA
This is a messenger RNA of Caenorhabditis remanei, 294 nucleotides long. RefSeq lists its product as uncharacterized. Lineage: Eukaryota; Metazoa; Nematoda; Chromadorea; Rhabditida; Rhabditidae. The transcript has a single exon. The record is from RefSeq and is a predicted model, not a curated record. Bases 1 to 294 code for a protein of 97 amino acids.